Molecule: messenger RNA, 888 nt
Organism: Lathyrus sativus (Indian pea)
Lineage: Eukaryota; Viridiplantae; Streptophyta; Magnoliopsida; Fabales; Fabaceae
Source: the annotation of a GenBank genome assembly
AUGGCUUUAGAGUUACAAGCUAUGAAUUCUUCUCCAACACAAGCUCCUAUUCCAUUCCCCAUCUUCAAAAACCAACCAGAGAAGAAUCAAAAGGAUCUUGAGCAACAAGACUCUUUCGUUAAGAAGAAACGAUCUAAACGACCGCGUAUUGGAAAUCCACCCACCGAAGAAGAAUAUCUCGCUCUUUGUCUCAUCAUGCUCGCACAAGGGAACACCAACGACACCGACAACAAGACUCGAUCUCAUCACCAAACUGAAUCAUCAUCCUCACAAUCACAAUCACAACAAACGUCUCCACCGCCACCACCACCGCCUCUGAAGCUCAAUCACAGGUGCACCGUCUGCGACAAAGCUUUCCCUUCUUAUCAAGCACUCGGUGGUCACAAAGCCAGUCACCGCAAAUCCUCAUUAGAAAACCAAUCCACCGCCGUCAACGACAUCGUAACCGUCUCAACUACCACCACCACCACCGGAAAGAUGCACGAGUGUUCCAUCUGUCACAAGAGUUUCCCCACUGGUCAAGCUCUUGGUGGACACAAACGCUGCCACUACGAAGGAGGUAUCCAUAACAACACCAACAACAACAAACAGAGUAACAAUCACAAUAUCAGUAACAGCAACGCCAACGCCAAUAACAGUAGUAACAUCACAAUCUCUGACGUUACCGCCGCGUCCUCCUCUAUCAGCCACCGUGGCUUCGACCUCAACCUACCAGCACCUCUCACUGAAUUCUGGUCUCCGGUAGAUUUCACCACUGGUGAUUCCAAGAAGACCAAACUUAACGUCAAUCUCGCCGGAAAUGGCGAACAAGAGGUGGAAAGUCCGCUGCCGGUAACCGCCAAACGGCCGCGUCUGUUUUCCGAGGAAGACAAUGACGAAACGGCGUAG